Molecule: messenger RNA, 492 nt
Organism: Trypanosoma theileri
Lineage: Eukaryota; Euglenozoa; Kinetoplastea; Trypanosomatida; Trypanosomatidae
Exons: 1
Coding region: 1-492 (163 amino acids)
Source: RefSeq, a predicted model, not a curated record
AUGAUCAUGAAUGGGAACAACUAUGGUGCCUACCCCACCCAAGAUGAUUAUCACCAAUAUCAAUUGGACAACAAGCAAUAUGAGCAACAACAGUACCAACAACAACAACCACCACAACAACAACAACAACAACAAACGCCGCAUCAGUCUCUGCGACAGGAGCGUCUCUCUCGUGGGGGUCUUAACAUCUUUUCUUGGAACACAGACAUGCCCAGCGCGCCUGCCCCACGCAUGACGCGCGAGCGGAACACCGAAGAGUUGUUACGACUCAGGCCAACAGACGCAGCGGUGCAGCGCGAUCGUGAGGUGCGGGAGAAGUUCGAGGGGAACACACACAGCCGAUUUCUCUGCUUCAGUGAAGAUGCGCCUCGUGGGGCGGGAGCGGUGGUCCAACACGGACGACGACGUUCCGCCCCGCACCCCGACGGUGGCAUUGCCGGCUUUGCGGGAAUGGGGUUGGGGAAUGGAGACAGAGUCGCAAGGAGGGAAUAA